GGUGAGCGGGUGGGUAAGGAUUCGGGUUACGGGAACGGGGUCACUGUUAUCGAGACUUAGAUGAUCACCAGCUUUCCGUAACGAUUGCGUGCACGUGUAAUGGUUUUUAGCACUGUGAAAUACGGCUUUACCGAAUGAAGUUAAAGAGCUGCAUGGGACUUCGGAGGCGCAGUCCUCUCGCCCAAUGAAGUCCCAAUACCGCCUUAAUUAUGAGACUACUUGCCAGGCAGCAGCGUGGCGAUCAGCGUUGCCUACACAAUGUAUCGUUCAUGGUGCCUUUUCAAUUUGACAUUCAAGCCCGCAUUACUUCAAGCCUAUCCAGGGAGCUGGUACCUACAAAAUCUGAAUGCUCAUGUGGAGGAGGACGGCGAAACUUGGGUCGGGAAAUUCGAUGGAGGCGGCAGGGGCCCACCAACUAUCAGAACAGACGCAUCAGACAGUUUCCGACAGUCGCAAUAUAACCAUAAAUGUCAUCAAAAUUUUCCCCACAGCAGAUAUGGUCAAUUAAGGGCGUUACAGGAUGAACGGAUGAACGGCAGCAACAGUCAUGUCAAAAGGGCACAAAAAUUGGCUUCAUCACUGUACAAGAAGAGCGGGCUCGCUGAUACCAGAAACUUGGCGAAGUGGUCUAUGCAAAUACAAGCAAGAAUCGGGCUGCGGAUCGUGGAAGGUCUCAAUGGGGGGUUGGUUCAACUGGGAACGGCGAACAGCCCAUCUCGUCGGCGACACACUGUACAGCUGACACGGCGGCGGCGAGCUGGUUAGAAGCAAUUAGCUUUCCAGUUACUUCAGGUUGCUCGUCAUAAACGGCAAAGUGUAGAAAAUGGAACAAACAAAAUGAAAGAACAUGGCAGCAGCCGUACGUGGCCAAGAUCCCGUAAGCAAGGUACAUGAACAGCAUAGACCCAGUAGUUUAGGCAUUGGAGAUAUAGUCUAUUCACAUAGACUUCGUUAGGUUACUUGGUUCGAGACCUUUCAUCAGCUACCCUUUGCUGCCGAUGC
This is a messenger RNA of Colletotrichum godetiae, 1002 nucleotides long. RefSeq lists its product as uncharacterized. Lineage: Eukaryota; Fungi; Ascomycota; Sordariomycetes; Glomerellales; Glomerellaceae. The record is from RefSeq and is a predicted model, not a curated record. The coding region runs from base 259 to 765 and encodes 168 amino acids. The transcript has a single exon.